AUAUAAUUGUGAAUUGGAGAAAAAAUGGGAGAUGAAUAUGAGCCUAUGGAACCAAGUUUGAAGAAUGUCAUUGAUCAAGCUUCAUUGAAAUGGAUUUUUGUAGGUGGAAAAGGUGGUGUUGGGAAAACAACAUGCAGUUGCAGCUUGGCUGUGCAAAUGGCAAAAGUCCGGGAGUCUGUAUUGAUUAUAUCUACCGAUCCAGCUCAUAAUAUUUCAGAUGCUUUCAACCAGAAGUUUACAAAAGUCCCAACCAAGGUUAAUGGUUUCACGAAUUUGUUUGCUAUGGAAAUUGAUCCCAAUGCAGGUUUGAAUGAACUACCGGAUGAAUACUUCGAGGGAGAUAAUGAAGCAUUACGAUUAAGCAAAGGUGUUUUACACGAAGUUGUUGGUGCCUUGCCGGGCAUAGACGAAGCAAUGAGUUACGCAGAAGUUAUGAAGCUUGUUAAAGCAAUGAAUUUUUCCGUUGUAAUUUUUGACACUGCACCUACCGGACACACCCUUCGUCUGUUAUCAUUCCCUCAAGUUGUGGAAAAAGGCCUAGGAAAACUGUUGCGGCUAAAAUUGAAAAUUACUCCUUUUAUUACUCAGUUCGGCAGCCUUCUUGGUAUGCCGGUUAAUGCAGAUUCCUUGACGCAAAAACUUGACGAAAUGUUAAAAAUUAUACGACAAGUGAACGAACAGUUUCGAGACCCUGACCAAACUACAUUUGUUUGUGUAUGUAUUGCUGAAUUUUUGUCAUUGUAUGAGACUGAGCGUUUAGUUCAAGAAUUGACCAAGUGUGGCAUUGAUACACACAACAUUAUUGUCAAUCAGUUGUUAUUUAUGAAGCAAGAUCAACAGCCCUGCGGAAUGUGUGCUUCUCGGUAUAAAAUCCAACAAAAAUAUUUGGACCAAAUUGCUGAUUUAUACGAGGAUUUUCACGUUACGAAACUUCCCCUAUUGGAAAAGGAAGUACGAGGCGCUGAUAAUAUUAACAAAUUUUCCGAAAAUUUAAUAAAACCAUACAAUUGUAAUUAGUGAAAUACGAAUAUAAUGAUUGUAUUUUGAUUUCUGUGAUUCACACCCUUUACACACAUAAAUAUACAUGCAUCAAUGGUAUGUCAGUAAAAUGUGAA
Messenger RNA from Lucilia cuprina (Australian sheep blowfly), 1115 nucleotides. RefSeq names its product ATPase ASNA1 homolog. Gene Ontology annotation, cellular component: GET complex. Gene Ontology annotation, molecular function: ATP binding; ATP hydrolysis activity. The record is from RefSeq and is a predicted model, not a curated record. The transcript is spliced from 7 exons. NCBI's taxonomy places the organism in Eukaryota, Metazoa, Arthropoda, Insecta, Diptera, Calliphoridae. Gene Ontology annotation, biological process: post-translational protein targeting to endoplasmic reticulum membrane. The coding region runs from base 25 to 1017 and encodes 330 amino acids.